UCAGUGAAGAUGAAGAGUUUAGUUUGUAUACUGCUGCUGCUGGAAUCCUUUGUGUUUGCCGUACAGCAGAAGGUAGAUGGAGGACUCGGUGAGAAUGAGAUCAGUCAACAGCUCAGCUCAGAAGACAGAAGACAGAGCCCACCUCAAACUGACACUGUGAGAGAUGAAACUUCAACUGACUGUCAACAAAACUGCCAUCUGUGCUUCCCUGACAUCCAUGCAGCACUGAGAGAACUGACCGCCAUUGUUACAGAGCAGAAAGCAAACAUCAGAGCUUUGGAGAUGCAACUAAAGGAAGAGCUGAACAAGAAAUAUGACGAAAUUUCAAAUCUUACUCUGAGUCAAGUGGAGCAGUUCAGGAAGGAAAAUACAGACAGACAGAUAGCUUUUUCAGCUGCACUGAUGCAAUCUGGCAGUGGACAUACUGGUCCUUUUACCACUGAUAUCACACUAACCUACAGGAAUGUCUUCACAAACAUAGGGAAUGCCUACAACUCAUUUACAGGUAUUUUCACAGCCCCACUGAAAGGAGCAUACAUGUUCAGAGUCUCUGUCUAUGCUGCUGGUAGUCCGUCAACUGCAUCAGCUAUCUCUAUUAUUAAGAAUGGAGAGCAUGUGGUUAUGGCAUAUGGUCAUCAGGCUGGAUAUGUUGUAAACUCCUCGAAUGGAGUCGUGUUGCUACUGGAGGUUGGAGAUGUUGUCUAUGUGGGACUUGGGUCUGGCAGGUGGAUAUAUGAUAGCCAGAAUAACCACAGCACUUUCAGUGGUUAUCUACUGUUUCCCUUAUAGAAAAUGAGCUUUGCAGAAUGUGAUACCAAUAAUUCUGAAAAAUCAUGAAUAAUAAAUAACAUAAUAUGAUCAUAUUAUGAACCUGUAUACAUGAAGACUAAUGUGUGUAUGAAAU
Labeo rohita (rohu) is the source of this 904-nucleotide messenger RNA. RefSeq names its product complement C1q-like protein 2. The transcript is spliced from 4 exons. Gene Ontology annotation, molecular function: protein binding. Bases 10 to 789 code for a protein of 259 amino acids. The record is from RefSeq and is a predicted model, not a curated record. Lineage: Eukaryota; Metazoa; Chordata; Actinopteri; Cypriniformes; Cyprinidae.